Acyrthosiphon pisum (pea aphid) is the source of this 767-nucleotide messenger RNA. It is a transcript of the gene ksh, whose product is annotated as transmembrane protein 167A-like protein ksh. Bases 246 to 464 code for a protein of 72 amino acids. Lineage: Eukaryota; Metazoa; Arthropoda; Insecta; Hemiptera; Aphididae. The record is from RefSeq and is a predicted model, not a curated record. The transcript has 3 exons.
CGUGAACAGAACAGUAUUCACUAUUCAAUAAUAAUAAUAUUGUUCAUGAACAUAAUGACAUUACGACCUAUACCAUAGCUAUGCCGCUAUGAUACAGCUCAUCAAUUAAUUGGUUUGUUGUUGAUGAGUGACGAAGUUUAGUUUUAAAAGUUUUUAAUUAAAAUUGUAUUUAAUGAGAAUUAUUUUCUCUAAUUAUAGUUUUAGCUUAAGUUUUGAUACUAAUUAAAUAAUUCAAAGCUGUAAUCAUGUUGGCGAUAUUCAAUUUACAAAGUCUUUUGACAAUUUUAUUGUUGUCAAUUUGUACAUGCACUUAUUUACGACAAUUAUUACCAAGUAUUAUCGAUAGGAAUAAAGUUGGACCAUUGGGAACGUUUUGGAAGUUAGCAAGAAUUGGAGAGCGGAAAAGUCCAUAUGUAUCAUUUUGUUGUAUUGCAAUGGCUUUCAGUAUUUUAUUUUGGACAUGAUAGUAAUAUUUUUAAUAACAUUUAAUUUUUACAUGUUAUUUUAUAUAUUUUUUUGGCAUAAAAUUGGUUUGAACUCAAAUCUUAAUGUUCUAUAUCAUACUCAUCUAAUUUGUUAUAGGAUAAAAAUGUUAAAUACAUUUUCUAGAUGUUUUUAAUAUUGUAUCCAGUUAAAUUAUUUCAAAUAAUAAAAUAAUAAUUUAAAAUACUCAUUCCUAAAGUUAUUCUGUUCUUUUAUGAAAACAAAACUGUCUAUAUUUUCUUUGUGACAAUAAAAAUAAAAAAUAAAUUAAAUUUACCUAUUGA